Penicillium bovifimosum is the source of this 1731-nucleotide messenger RNA. RefSeq lists its product as uncharacterized. The record is from RefSeq and is a predicted model, not a curated record. Gene Ontology annotation, biological process: carbohydrate metabolic process. Lineage: Eukaryota; Fungi; Ascomycota; Eurotiomycetes; Eurotiales; Aspergillaceae. Bases 1 to 1731 code for a protein of 576 amino acids. The transcript is spliced from 3 exons.
AUGUCUUAUGAUCUUCAUGGCCAAUGGGAUUACGGAAAUCAGUAUCCAGACCCUGGAUGCAAGUCAGGAGCCUGUCUUCGAUCUCAUGUCAACCUGACCGAGACGACAAGUGCUUUAUCCAUGAUCACAAAGGCAGGAGUUCCGGGGUCAAAAGUCGUCGUCGGUAUGGCUAGCUACGGUCGUUCAUUCGAGAUGGCUGAAGCAAGCUGCACUGGACCAAAUUGCAAAUAUACAGGCCCAGAUUCUGGUGCCACUCCAGGACGAUGCACCAACACGGCUGGCUACAUUGCCAACGCUGAACUCAAUGAGAUCAUUGAUACCAACGAUUCUGCUGAGAAGAGCUUCGAUAAAGGAAGUGACAGCAACAUCUUGGUAUACAAUAAAACUCAGUGGGUGGCAUACAUGGACGAUACUACCAAGGAUUCUCGUACCUCUUAUUAUAAGGGACUGAAUCUAGGUGGCACAGUUGAUUGGGCAGUUGAUUUACAGUCCUUCACCGGCGAUUCUGCUGGCAGUGGUGGUGGUAGCUCUUUGGAUCAGCAGAUUUUCUAUGUCGAUCCGUCAGUUUGGGAAGAUGACAAACCUGCAAUGAACUGCGAAGCCCCUUGUGUUUUGGUACUUCCGCCAUGGCCUUUGUCUCCAAGUGCUGUUUAUCAUCGUCCAGUUCAUACCACGACUCUUGAUGUGGCUUGGACAACAACUAUCGAUGUGACGGGGACCGAUGGUGAUGUGACACCAACCACCACAAUAACGCGGAUUUUGCAGCAAACUUCCAUUCAAGGACCCGCUGUCACUCUGACGGAAUUGCCUAUGGCGAAUGUCAAUAUCACCGUCCCAAUCAAUGGAACAAGCAAUCUGACUUUUGUACCCAUUCCUCGUCUGCCUGAGCAGGUUGUCACCAUUACAGAUGAUCCAAACCCCCUGUCUCAGAGUGGUGUUACUCAUUCUCCAGUCACUCGAAGUGUGACUUUGCCCCCUUGGCCACACAUCACGAAUCUUUAUGUACCGGACGAUGUUGACGAUGGUAAAGAUACGGAUGAUGACGACGACACAGACGAUGAAAAUACCGGCUCGGACAGUGAUGAUGAUCAAUUUCCCAAAAUCCCUGAAGUCGUUGUGACUCAUGGAAAGGGUGGGUCGAUUCUGUGGCGGCGGUGGCGGCAGCUCGAGCGGGGGGGUUCUUCUUCUCCCAAUCCCGACUUCCCUGAUCCCAUCGACCCUGACCCACCACCAGCCGAUCCAAAUGAUCCCGACGAGACAGAGAACGAUGACCCUGAUGAUGAUGAUGAUGAUGAUGAUGACCACACUACGACUAGCUGUAGUGCAUCCACAGUCACUGAUUUUUGGGUUUCCUGCGCGACCGGUGGGACUUCAUCAGUCUCGUGUACCACAACAAGCAGCAUGGUCGAGGUGGGUUGUGAUAUCACCGCCGUCACUAGCACGACUGGAGUCCCCGUCUGCUAUUCUUUCGACCAAUACGAGGAUCAGGGCCAAGACGGCGCACCGGAUGCAAUGUCAAGUGUUAGCCUUACACCUGUAUCGAACACGGCCACGACUACCAGUGAUUCCAGCUCAACAACCAGCGGAUCUGAUAGCGGAGGCGGCGGAGGAGGCGGCGGCGGCGGCGGGAGCGAUCCUACAUCAACCACUUCUACCUCGACCCCAACAGCCACCGCUGCACUUAUGAUUGCGCUGGGUGAUGAUGCUAGCAGUCUGAAUCCAAACGAGUAA